AUGAAUCUGCAGGAGCAGGUUGUUGCAGCCAUGUUGGCAGCAAAGGACAGCUGGUCAUCAAGUGUCACAUCCAGGUUCCUUGCACUACGAGUCAGGGACACCACAGAGUUCUCAAUGGUGAUGGAGAAUCCGGCUGCCCUGCAAGAAAAUGUGGCCUUGCGUGGAAAAGCAACCCAGUCACAUCGUAAUCCAGACCUUUAUUCAUCUGCUUACAAUGCUAUCGAUGGAAAUCGUGAAUCUAACUACUUGGCUGGAUCAUGCAGCCACACUGUUGAACAGACCAUCCCCUGGUGGAGAGUGGACCUGCUGGAGUCCUACAUCGUCACCUCCAUCAUCGUCACCAACAGAGUGGACUGCUGCGAGGACAGGAUCAACGGGGCAGAGAUUUACAUCAGAAUUGGAAAUUCUCUUGAAAACAGUGGCAACAGCAAUCCCAGGUGUGCUGUGAUCUCAAGAAUCUCUCCAGGUUUCACUGAAAACUUCCAGUGUAACGGGAUGGAUGGUCGGUACGUCAACAUCGUCAUUCCUGGAAGAAGCGAGUACCUGAGCCUGUGUGAGGUGGAGGUAAAGAGCACGGGAACUGUUUCGGUUUUAGGUGUUUGGAAGCUUUUGUCUUCUUCGUUGAAUCAUCCGACUGUUGGGGACUCCAGAAUAAUGAAACUCAGCGUUUUGGUUCUCCUGCUCCUCCUGGAGACACGCUCAGCUUACACUUAUGAGAACGUGGCGUUGCGUGGAAAGGCGACCCAGUCAGACCGUUGGCAGGACUCGUUUGGAGCUGCUUACAAUGCUAUUGAUGGAAACCGUGAGGGUAUUUACGCUUCGGGAUCAUGCAGCCACACUGACCAAGAGACCAACCCCUGGUGGAGAGUGGACCUGCUGGAGUCCUACAUCGUCACCUCCGUCAUCAUCUCCAACAGAGUAGACUGCUGCGAGAACAGGCUCAACGGGGCAAAGAUUCACAUCGGCAACUCUUUAGAGAACAACGGUGCCGCAAACCCAGUGGCUGGUAAAAUUACUAGAACGGAUCCAGGCGAAUCAGUUACUCUGACUUUCACUGAACGUGUGGAGGGACGUUACGUGACUGUGGUUGUACCGGGUUCACAGAAAUACCUCACACUCUGUGAAGUGGAAGUCUACGGGUACCGGGCCCCGACUGGAGAGAACCUGGCCCUCGGAGGAAAAGCCUCACAGUCGUCACUGUAUGAGUUUGGCCCUGCAUAUAACGCCAUAGAUGGGAAUCCUAGCAGCAAGUGGGAGCACGGCUCCUGCACUCACACAAUGAACGACAUCAACCCCUGGUGGCGACUGGAUCUGCGCAAAACCCACAAAGUGUUUUCUGUCAAGAUAACCACCCGAGUGGAAGACUCGGACCGACUCAAUGGAGCCGAGAUCCACAUUGGAGAUUCCCUUGACAACUUCGGCAACAACAACCCCAGGUGUGCUGUGAUCACAAGUAUCCCAUCAGGUGGUGUCGAAGAGUUCCAGUGUAAUGGGAUGGACGGUCGUUAUGUCAACAUAUUCAUCCCGAGAGAAGAGUUUCUGAGUCUGUGUGAGGUGGAGGUGUAUGGCUCUCGCCUGGAUAUGAUUCUCUCAACCAGAAUAAUGAAACUCAGCGUUUUGGUUCUCCUGCUCCUCCUGGAGACACGCUCAGCUUACACUUAUGAGAACGUGGCCUUGCGUGGAAAGGCGACCCAGUCAGACCGUUGGGAGAACGCGUUUUCAGCUGCUUACAAUGCUAUUGAUGGAAACCGUGAUGCUAAAUACCCGUCGGGAUCAUGCACCCACACUGUUCAAAUGACCAAACCCUGGUGGAGAGUGGACCUGCUGUACUCCUACAUCGUCACCUCCGUCGUCAUCACCAACAGAGGAGACUGCUGCGCGGAGAGGCUCAACGGGGCACAGAUUUACAUCGGCGACUCUCUGAACAACCCACUGGUUGGUACAAUUCCUCGUGCUGGUCCAGGUGAAUCGGUUACUCUGACUUUCACUAAACGUGUGGAGGGACGUUACGUGAUUGUGGCUAUACCGGGUCCAAAUAAAAUCCUCACACUCUGUGAAGUGGAAGUCUACGGGUACCGUGGCCCGACUGGUGGGCAUUUGAGCUAUUACAUUUAGUAUGCAGUGACAUCGCACCUAUAAAUAUUUACUUGUUUUUAUAUCUUCUGGACAAUAUCAUAUUUUAUUUAAUCUAAUUUAUCCGUUUUACGGUUGUAAAGUAUGGGUUUAUUACUGCUUUGUGCUCUUUGUUAAAGCGACAGAGACCAACCUUCUUUGGUGUUAAAGUAAUUUCUGUUUCUUCUGCCAGCUGCGAUGUGAUCACAAGUAUCCCAUCAGGUGGUGUCGGUGAGUUCCUGUGUAAUGUGAUUAACGGUCAUGGGAUGGACGGUCGUUACAUCCAACAUAUUCAUCCCAAGACAAGAGCAUCUGAGUCUGUGUGAGGUGGAGGUGUAUGGCUCUCCCCUGGAUUAGGGAUGAAGAUGUUCACAAUAAAAACCAACAAUCAAAAAUCACUUCUUUUGUAAACUAUGACAGUGAUUCCAUUGAGAUAUUUCUUUAUGGCACUACUUGGUGCGUAAGUUGUAAUGUUCUUGUUAAGCUGUCACUACUUGCUGCAUGAUAAAACUGUCUGUCAUCAAUACGGAAAUACAAUUAAAUCAUUAACGCAGCC
Molecule: messenger RNA, 2668 nt
Organism: Anarrhichthys ocellatus (wolf-eel)
Lineage: Eukaryota; Metazoa; Chordata; Actinopteri; Perciformes; Anarhichadidae
Exons: 14
Coding region: 1-2115 (704 amino acids)
Source: RefSeq, a predicted model, not a curated record